AUGCACUGCCAAGAUCAACUAUUUGGUCUGAUCGCUGCUGCUAUCCGCUAUGUUGAUCUGAUUUGCGACGUGCCAGAUUUGGUUCAGAAGAUCAAAACGAUCUUGGAUAGGAUCCAGAUCCGGAAGUGGAUUGGGCCAUCAGCCAAAAUCAACGUCGAAUUCCUGUCAGCCUGUCGUGAUUGGAAGGGAUGGCUGGACCGCCAUCUCCCAGUGACCUUCCGAGGAGGACUGAAGAAGGAUUCCGUUGGCCACCAUGCUUUCAUAUUUCUUCGGAGGGUAGAUGUUCCACGGAAUAUUGUGAUCAAAUAUGACGACCGACAUGGACCUUUGAUUCCUCAUGAUAUGGACGUCAUCGCAUUUGUCAAGAAAAAUGCCGCAGACACGCACUUGGGACAGGAAGCGAUACUCGCCAUGCCGUUUCAAUUCGUCCAGCCUAUUCUUCACUCCGCCCCGGACUCUGCCAGACCUUUGAAGAAGGUCGACCCAGGCAAAGGAAAGAAGUAUUUGGAAUUGGCUGACAUUUUACUUAGACGAUUCCCAUCUAGCACAAGUGGACGCUCCAUUGAGUUUUUAGUGGAUCUCUGUCGAAACAGAAACCCAGGACCAUUGGCGCCCAUACCUUUUUAUUCAACACCAGGUCAACAAGAUUUGGUUGUGAUACCGGCCAAUCCGGGUCUUGCAAGGGUGGCACCAACCAUAAGGUUUGAAGCCAUGUUGCAGCGCAGGCCGUGA
This is a messenger RNA of Cladocopium goreaui, 732 nucleotides long. The record is from the annotation of a GenBank genome assembly. Lineage: Eukaryota; Dinophyceae; Suessiales; Symbiodiniaceae.